AUGAAAAUACCUACAAUGUUGAGUAAUUUCGCGAUAGAAUUUGUUACAGAACUUUUUUUAGAUGAUAAUGUUUCAACGAUGAAUAGGAUUAUCGUUGCUACAGCUAAUGUUGUGAAUGAAAAUUUUGAUAAUGUAUCGUGUUUUAAUGAAGCCAUUUUAAAAGAACAGAACCAAACCUUGCCUUCAGUGGGUGGACGAUUUGUAAAAAAUGUAUGUGAUACGCGCGAAAGUGGGAACUUUUAUGAAAAAAUUGUAAAAUUUUUUUCAGAAAAUGAAUACAUUGAGAAAUUUAAAAUGAGUAAAGCUACUGUACAGGCUCUUAUUAUGCUUCUAAAAGAAUAUGUAAGGCCGAGCAGCUCUGUCGUGCCGUUUGAUAAAAAAGUCCAUGUGUUUUUAUGGCUAUUAGUAAGUGAUUAUUCGUUUAAAGAAACUGGAGAGAAGUUUGGUUUGCACAAAUCUUCUGUGAGUUAUAUUUUUCACGAGAUUGCAAAUUUAUUAUCAGAGCAGAGAUAUCAGUUUAUAAAUUGGCCCUCUUUGGAGGAACAACACAUGACAAGAGUAAAAGUUAAUAGCCGUUAUGGAUUUCCAAACUGUGUAGGUUUCAUAGAUGCAUGUAAGCUAAGAGUUGGAUCAAAAAGGAAAACGAAAGAUAAACCUGAAUUCAUAAUUUUACAAGCAGUUUGCGAUGAGACACUAAUGUUUACUGACAUUCAUGUAGGAGAAAUUGGAAACACGCGAAAAGGUAAAGUUUUCAAAGAAAGUCAACUAUCACAUGAACUUAAGAACUUUUUAGACUUUGAUAAUCAUAUUCUUGGAGAUUAUGAAUAUAAAUUGAGAAGGAAUCUACUAACCCCAUUUACUAGUGAUGUACUUUUAACAAGUGAAGAAAUGAAGUUCAAUGAAGUACAUUGGAAGGCCCAUUCAUAUAUUAAUCAAGCUUUUGAUAUUUUAAGAAGUAGAUUUAAGAAAUUAAAUCAUAUCGAUAUAAAUAAGCCACAAGCUAUUAAUACAUUGAUAUGUGCGGCUUGUGUACUCCAUAAUUUUAUUCUUCUUCAUGAAGGUAGUCCUGUUAAAGAAGAGGCUAUAUUAAGUGACGAUGGACUCACUAUUGAUACAAAUGUUGUGACAACAGCAGCUGAAAAACGUCAGUUUCUAUGUAGCUAUAUCAAUUUUAUGCAAAAUUCCAAUAUAUAAUUAUGUGAAAUUUUCA
Messenger RNA from Melitaea cinxia (Glanville fritillary), 1210 nucleotides. Its product is annotated as protein ANTAGONIST OF LIKE HETEROCHROMATIN PROTEIN 1-like. Lineage: Eukaryota; Metazoa; Arthropoda; Insecta; Lepidoptera; Nymphalidae. The record is from RefSeq and is a predicted model, not a curated record. The transcript has 2 exons. Bases 1 to 1194 code for a protein of 397 amino acids.